AUGGAAAACAAGGCAAGUUUUCUUCCACAAGAAGGAGAGGCGCGUCCUUCCAGAUGUCCAGAUAACAGUGCAUUCAAACAACAGAAGCUACCAGCUUGGAAGCCCCAGCUUACCAUUGCGACUGUGCUCUCCAGCUUCUUUCUCACAGGCGCGUUCUGCCUUCCUGUGGGAGUCUGCCUCAUACUGUCCGCAAACAGCGUCAGAGAGAUCCAGAUUGAUUAUUCAGAUAAAUGUUCAGAUUGUUCAAAACUCCGUGAAAAUUCCUCUAAUUGGAAUAAGGAAUGCCACUGUUCUGUUAAUUUCACGCUAAAGGAAGACAUAUUGGGUGAUGUUUUUAUGUACUAUGGCCUGCAAAACUUCUAUCAAAACCAUCGUCGAUAUAUGAUAUCAAGAAAUGAUGCACAGUUGUUGGGUCGAAAUGUAAAUAUUCAGAAGAGCUACUGCGCGCCCUUCACCACCUACCAAAAUGGGACGCCCAUGGCUCCAUGCGGUGCUAUUGCCAACAGCAUGUUUAAUGAUACUAUUGAUCUUUUUUACAAUUUUAACUCAUCUGUUAUUCAAGUACCACUGCUGAAGACUGGAAACAGUUGGUGGACAGAUAAAAAUGUGAAAUUUCGCAAUCCAAAAUCAUACAAUCUCUCUUCUGCGUUUGCAGGGACAGCAAGACCUCCUUACUGGCAGAAACCAGUAUAUUUGUUAGACGAGGAAGAUGAAAGGAACAACGGUUAUGUAAAUGACGACUUCAUUAUCUGGAUGCGAGUGUCAGCUUUUGCUACAUUCAGAAAUCUUUACCGUCGUGUCAGCCGGAUAAGGCAGUUUGCGGAUGGCCUCCCAGCAGGGAAUUACACUUUUCAUAUUUCCUAUAAUUUCCCUGUUACCAAAUUCAAGGGGAGGAAGCACGUGAUUCUUUCAACCGUGGUAUGGUGCGGAGGAAGUAACCCAUUCCUGGGAAUUGCCUACGUGGUUUCUGGCACAGUAGCAACCCUGACAGGUUUUGUCAUAACUGCCAUCCACUUAAAGCUCAGAAAGAAGAAGACAUACUUUCAGAAGUAAUAAGGUUCGCUGGCUUUCUGAACACAAAGGCAAAGGUGUCCUGUGAACAAAGAACAUGCAGCACAGACCUUUCAUUCUUCCCCCUGAGCUCUGGGUCUGUUUCAGUAACAGAUUUGGUGAA
Pelecanus crispus (Dalmatian pelican) is the source of this 1174-nucleotide messenger RNA. RefSeq names its product cell cycle control protein 50C. Gene Ontology annotation, cellular component: endoplasmic reticulum; Golgi apparatus; plasma membrane. The record is from RefSeq and is a predicted model, not a curated record. Lineage: Eukaryota; Metazoa; Chordata; Aves; Pelecaniformes; Pelecanidae. Gene Ontology annotation, biological process: phospholipid translocation.